AUGUAUGUUUUUCUCGUUCGCCUGGUUAAUACUUAUCAAAACUUCCGAAUGCACGAGGUAUUGUCUAUUCUAAGUAAUCAUCCCCAUGAGAUAAUUAGUCUACCGCAGGAAAAUCAUCCUUACGUAAUCGUCAAAACCACCUUUGAAGCGGUUCACGAAAUUUGUGGGAGGUCCAUAUUUGUUAAAAAUGUUUCCUUUUUGCUUCAUAAAAGCGAGGUGAACCAAAGAUUGUUCGUUGUUGAUGAUGCCUUCAAAGAAAAAAUUCGAAAAAAAACGGAUGAAUUUGCUAAACUUUAUCUGCUUGGGAAGGUGAACGGGAUGAAGUAUGAGGAACGGGAAAUAAAUGAAGACGGGAAGAAAGUAAGGUUGGAACGGGUAACCGAGACUUUUGGAUGCAAAAUAAAACAUACAGCCGAGUUUCAGGAUAAAUUUGAUUUUUUCCACCACGUUGAACCUAUUCUCAAUGUCCCGUUCACAAUAAUUUAUGUUGUCAGCUGCACACCAGACAAAACGUACUUUUCCAUACACGUGAAGACCUCUAAAAGGAAAGAAAUGCUGCGCUAUGCAGUACCAAACAGACUGUUUAUCGGGCAUACAGCAAUGGACCUGGAAGUAUCAGCUUUUAUGUUCAAUGUAACGGUUUCCAAUAAUAAUUGCAUUGUUUUAGACCCGUUUGUAGGCAGUGGCAGUAUCAUAUUGUACUGUGCUUUGAUGGGUUGCUAUGUAAUUGGUAGCGAUAUAAGCAAAAGACAAAUGAUCGGACAGAACACCUUUGGAGAAAACAACAAGGAAAACGUGAAAUCGCUAGAACCAAAUGCAAGACAGAUGGUAGCAUCAUACAAUGACAAAAUGAAAACUGACGAGUAUUAUAGAACAGAGAACAAGUUAUUCCUGACACAGCUGCCGGGCGUAAGAACGAGUCUUGUUGGAACAUCGAUCCAUUCAAAUUUUUAUCAGUUCGGUGUUGGGGAGCGUCUUCUCGGUGUUUUUCGGGCAUCUGUUUUUUCUGACCAUUUUAAAGAAGCAGAUCACGUAAUAACAGACCUGCCGUACGGUAUACGAGCAUCACUGCAGAAGGAGACCAUGUUAUCACUUAUUGAGGGACUGAAAGAUAUGUGUAACAGAGUUUUGCGAAGAGGUGGACGAGUAUGUUUUUCGGUGGUAUGCGGGUUUGAAAAGGAAAUUAGAACACUUUUUGAAAGAUAUGAACUUAUUCUGUUUGUAAAUCAGAAGCUACGGACGUGUGAGCGAGUAUUUUAUCUUUUUCAAAGGAUAUAGACACCAAUAUUUGGAAUGAUAGUGAUGAAUCUUUCGUACGAUAAAUGGCACAAAACACCUAUUAAACCACAAAUAAUACUGAAAAAUCAAUUGCAUGGCGUAGAUUAAACGUUUCUCGUUCAGCAGAAGAUGUUUCAAAUAGGUUUUUGUACCUCUGUUGCAAGUUUUUAAUAUGUUAGGCAGUACGUUUUCCACAGGACCAAGAUAUUUUAAGCGUGUUGAUGUACUAAAUAAAUUUU
This is a messenger RNA of Vavraia culicis subsp. floridensis, 1517 nucleotides long. RefSeq lists its product as uncharacterized. Lineage: Eukaryota; Fungi; Microsporidia; Pleistophoridae. The transcript has a single exon. The coding region runs from base 1 to 1278 and encodes 425 amino acids. Gene Ontology annotation, cellular component: cytoplasm. The record is from RefSeq and is a predicted model, not a curated record.